UUUAGCAAAAUUCUCGCCAGGAAAUGUCACCGGUAUCAUUUAAUGUGAAUCCUGAAUAUGCGCAAAUUACGGAACUUGUCCAUGGCCUGUUCAUCUGUGGCGUGAGCUCGUUAACGGCUGAGAACAUGGAAAAAUAUGAUAUUUCAUUCAUUGUUAAUGCUACUAACGAGGUACCAAAUGUGCAAUCACUGGGCAAUAUUCCACGAGUGAAACUGUGGCUUGAAGACUCUCCGCGAGCAUCUAUUUACCCCUUGCUAGAUCAACAGACUGAUCAAAUUGAAGCGGUGAUAGCAACUGGUGGUAAUGUAUUGGUGCACUGUGUAGCUGGGAUAUCACGAUCAGCUACUAUUUGCCUUGCAUUUCUCACUAAAUUCCGCUGCAGAUCACUCAGGCAGGCUUAUCACCUGAUGGCUCGAAAACGGUCACUUGUCAGGCCUAAUAUCGGAUUUUGGCGACAACUUAUUGUAUAUGAACAGGAUGUUAAGAAGAGUAUAGGAACAAUUCAGUUAGUCAGUGAUAAAACACAUCCUGGUCAAGUUAUUCCCGAUGUUUAUUUGGAUGAAGACAUUGGAGUUCGAAAGCCAUCAUUUGCACAAGACGCUAUUGAAGACGAAGGGUGUAAUUAUGAGAGGCGAAGUCGUCGUAAUUCAGGUGGAAGAUUGAAAUUUCGACCAGUGUUAGAGCCCGUGCUCGAAUAUGUCGAAGCUACUGCAUAAUUAUAGUACCAUUGAUUCUGCUGCCAGAAAAUCAAGCUUACUAUAAAUUUGUUACCUGCUAUAUAUCUAAGCUUAUUAUUCAAUAUUGUACAGUUGUUUUUUAUUCAAUUAUCUAAUUUUACUAUCCAACG
Molecule: messenger RNA, 847 nt
Organism: Loa loa (African eye worm)
Lineage: Eukaryota; Metazoa; Nematoda; Chromadorea; Rhabditida; Onchocercidae
Product: dual specificity phosphatase
Exons: 5
Coding region: 24-716 (230 amino acids)
Biological process (GO): protein dephosphorylation
Cellular component (GO): cytoplasm
Molecular function (GO): protein tyrosine/serine/threonine phosphatase activity
Source: RefSeq, a predicted model, not a curated record